UGAGCCUGUGCUCUCUCUCUGCCAGGUACGGCUUUGUGGAGUUUGACGACCUGCGGGACGCGGACGAUGCCGUGUACGAGCUGAACGGGAAGGACCUGUGUGGGGAGAGAGUGAUCGUGGAACACGCCCGAGGCCCUCGCAGGGACAGCAGUUACGGUUCAGGACGCAGUGGAUAUGGUUAUAGAAGAAGCGGAAGAGAUAAGUAUGGUCCUCCCACCCGUACAGAAUACAGAUUGAUUGUGGAAAAUUUGUCGAGCCGCUGCAGUUGGCAGGAUCUGAAGGAUUAUAUGCGUCAGGCAGGGGAAGUGACAUAUGCAGAUGCACACAAAGGAAGGAAAAAUGAAGGUGUGAUUGAGUUCAAAUCCUAUUCUGACAUGAAAAGAGCCCUUGAAAAGCUGGACGGGACAGAAGUAAAUGGCAGGAAGAUUAGAUUAGUGGAAGACAGACCUGGAUCGAGACGGCGCCGCUCCUACUCCAGGAGCAGAAGCCAUUCAAGGUCUCGCUCUCGGAGCAGACACUCACACAAGAGCAGGAGCCGCAGUGCCAGUAGCAGCCGCUCCAAGAGUAGAUCAAGAUCCAGGUCUGUGUCCCGAUCCAGAAGCAAGAGCCGUAGUCGAAGCAAGAGCCGUAGCAGAGGCCAAAAAGAGAAAAGCAGGACUCCAAGUAAAGAGGAUAAAAGUAGGAGCCGCAGCAGGAGUGCAGAGAAAUCCCGAAACAAAAGCAAGGAUAAGUCCGAGGGCAAUCUCCAUAACAAUGAUGAGAAAGCCAAGAGCAGGAGCCGCAGCAAGGAGAAGAGCAGGAGCAGGAGUGGGAGCAAGGACAGGGGAGAGGUGAGGGAGAGCGUGAGGAGCAGGAGCAAGGAGAAGAGUAGCAGCAAAGACAGGGAGAAGAGCGUUAGCAAGGCUAGAAGCAGGAGCAAGAGCAGGGAGGAGAGUAGGAGCAGGAGCCACAGCAAGGACAAGAGGAAAAGUAGGAAGAGGAGCAGGGAUGACAGCAGGAGCAGGAGCCGCAGCAAGAGCGCCAAGAGCAAGAGGCGCAGCAAGAGAGAGAGCAAAGGCAGUGGCAAGAGGAAGAGGAGGGACAGCCACGAGCGCUCCAGGUCAGGCUCCAAAGACCAGGAGCAGCUCAAAGCAGAGGCUGACAAGGAGGCGAAGGGAGAGGGGGAGGACGAGGUGUCUCACUCCAGAUCUAGGUCCAUUUCUAAGUCCAAACCAAAUAUCAAAUCUGACUCUCGCUCCAGGUCAAAAUCCAUUUCAAAGCCAAGGUCCAAGUCCAGGUCUAGGUCUCCCUCUAGGUCACAGUCUCGAUCGCGGUCCAGGUCCCGCUCCAGGUCCUAACCUUGCUGCAGCCCCACUUGGAAUGGUUGGAGAAGUCUUUUGUACAUGUUCAGUAGCUGUAGCCAAGUGAUUGAAGUAGAAACCCUGUCGAUGCUGUAUAUUUUUAACAACCCUGAUGGUCUGUCUGUCACUAACUGCAGUGCUCCCUCCCUGCAAUGCUCCCUGGGGUGAGGCUGUGCAUUUUCUAUCCCUCAGAAAGGUUCUCUUUCAAUACAGCUCUUCCCAGAGCCCUCAAAUUGCCCUGUUUUCCAGGAAGGGCCUUGCAGGGAGCGAGCGCUGUGCCCCGGUGGGUUUAGGAGAUUGCAGUGAUGACUGAUAGGUAGGUCUGAUGGCUUCAACAGUCUUUGCCCUCGAGCUGAUGCCCUUUGAUGUAUGCCAUUUAGUGGAAGUGCUAAGUCUUAAGUUUCAUACUACUUUUGUUCCAUAUUUUUUUGGACUUACAAAGUUGUGAAUAGCACAGUCAAAAGGAAAAAAAAAUAAUAAAAAUAGAGGUACUUGCAGUAAUCUAUAGGGGAAAAGAAGUAUAGUCCCAUAUUCUGGUAUUGUGACAAUAUCCUUGUUUUAUAUUAAAAUUUUUUUAUUUUAUUUUUUUCCCUGUCUUGCAAAGUACAGUGACUCCUGUUUCCAUGAAAUUUGAAUAAAGACUAUUUUUGCUUGAUGACA
Messenger RNA from Acanthisitta chloris (rifleman), 2000 nucleotides. It is a transcript of the gene SRSF4, whose product is annotated as serine/arginine-rich splicing factor 4. Lineage: Eukaryota; Metazoa; Chordata; Aves; Passeriformes; Acanthisittidae. Gene Ontology annotation, biological process: alternative mRNA splicing, via spliceosome; mRNA splice site recognition. Gene Ontology annotation, cellular component: ribonucleoprotein complex; cytoplasm; nucleus. The record is from RefSeq and is a predicted model, not a curated record. The transcript has 5 exons. Gene Ontology annotation, molecular function: mRNA binding. The annotation marks the transcript as partial.